This is a messenger RNA of Mizuhopecten yessoensis (Yesso scallop), 1862 nucleotides long. RefSeq names its product alpha-L-fucosidase-like. NCBI's taxonomy places the organism in Eukaryota, Metazoa, Mollusca, Bivalvia, Pectinida, Pectinidae. Gene Ontology annotation, molecular function: alpha-L-fucosidase activity. Bases 47 to 1501 code for a protein of 484 amino acids. The record is from RefSeq and is a predicted model, not a curated record. Gene Ontology annotation, cellular component: lysosome. The transcript has 8 exons. Gene Ontology annotation, biological process: glycoside catabolic process; fucose metabolic process.
UUGAUGUACAGCUGAUCGCGCAUCUACGUCUCGUGACAACAACAAUAUGGAGGCUACUGCAGUCAGUCUCCGUUUGUUUUGUGUAAUUAUUGCAGUGACAGCAACUGUUUCGGUGAAGUAUGAACCGAACUGGGCGUCCCUGGAUUCCAGACCGCUCCCGCCGUGGUACGACGAAGCGAAAGUCGGGAUAUUUCUGCACUGGGGUGUAUUCUCUGUUCCUGCAUUCAAGUCUGCGUGGUUCUGGUACUAUUUGCACAACAAGGAAGCCUCCUAUGUGAAAUUCAUGGAAGACAACUAUCCGCCGUCCUUCACUUACGGAGACUUUGCUCCGAAAUUCCACGCCUCCUUGUACGACCCCGAUUAUUGGGCUGACAUAUUUGAAGAUGCUGGUGCAAAGUAUGUUGUUCUUGUCACCAAGCACCAUGAAGGCUUCACAAUGUGGCCCUCCAAACAUUCCUGGAACUGGAAUGCUGGUGAUGUUGGACCUAAAAGAGACUUACUGGGAGAGCUUGCUGUGGCAGUGAGGAAGAAGAAGGACAUCCACUUUGGGGUUUACCACUCCCUGUUUGAGUUCUACAAUCCACUCUUUUUGCAGGAUCAAGCUAAUCUCUUCACGACUCAGGAUUUUGUCAGGACCAAAACUAUGCCCGAGCUGUAUGAACUCAUCAAUACGUACAAACCAGAGAUUCUCUGGUCCGAUGGAGACUGGUUAGCACCAGACACAUACUGGAAUUCCACCAAUUUCUUGGCCUGGCUGUACAACGAAAGCCCUGUGAAGGAUGUCAUUGUUAGCAAUGACCGCUGGGGAGCGGGACUCUACUGUAAACACGGCGGCUUCUGGAACUGCAAGGACAAGUACAAUCCUGGAAAGGUUCUGCCUCACAAGUGGGAAAAUGCGAUGACCGUUGAUAGCAAGGCAUGGACUCAUCGUCGAGACAUCACCGACCAAGAUGUCCUGUCUGUACAUGAUCUCCUGACUACAUUGUCACAGACCGUAAGCUGCGGAGGAAACCUUCUGAUGAACGUUGGUCCCGACGCUGAUGGCCGAAUCAUUCCUAUAUUUGAGGAGAGAUUAAGGAGUUUUGGAGCGUGGAUGAAGGUCAAUGGAGAGGCCAUCUACAAAUCUAAACCCUGGCACACACAGCAGGAUAACGCCACUCUGGGUGUCUGGUAUACCACCAGGAAGUCGGUGAACGUUACUGGUGUAUAUGCCAUUGUCCUCUCGUGGCCGAAGAAAGGCGUCCUUAGCCUGUUGGCUCCGGUCACCCAGACAACCACCGUCAUCGAGAUGCUUGGAGUUCCUGGCAAAGAGCUCAAAUAUAGCAAGGGAGUCAACGGCACCAUCGACAUCACUUUCCCCAACCUCUCGCCCACCCAACUCCCCUCGACUGAGGCCUGGGUCCUCAAAAUGACCAACCUCAAGAACCAGAAUGUUUAUAAACGGCCAGAUUUCGUGGACAAUGCCAACAUCGUACCCAUUGACCUUGGGCCAAAGCCAUAGACAAAUUCAGCAAGACCAUUUUUAAAAAAUUGUUUGUUUGCAGUUUCCGAACCGACCCACCUACUCAAGUUUGUUUUUAGAACUCUUGGUAUGAGUUUUUUUUAAGACAGGGGAAAGAAAAAAAACCACUGACACUGAUUUUUAUGUAGAAUAUGAGAUUUCUAAAACGAAAAACAAAUCCCUUCCUACCUGGCCACUGAUAAACAUAUGAGUAGAGAAACUGCAAACAAACAAUAUUAAAGAAUGCCCAAUGAAACUAAUGAAACAUUGUGUCAUCAUAGACAGACUUCAAAAAAUCUGGUAUGUUGUUACGGAAACGAAAGAUAAAUUGAUUUCGGAUAAAGAAUGUUUUUAUAAACAA